UCUCUAAGCAAAAAUCGCCCUCUAAAAUUUAUAAAAAAAUUUUUAAUUUAUUCUUUAGAAAAAGAAGUUGAAAAAUGGAAUGAUUGGAAAUUUAAAAACGCUGGAACUGAUGACGAGGAAACCGUUGGACAACUUAAACUUUUGGAUGUUCAAGAAGAAGCAAAAAACAAUUUUGCUUGGUUUAAUCAUGUGUUUUCGGCAAUUAUUAAAUUAGAUGAAAGAAAGAUUGUUCCAGAAUUCAAGGAAAAUAUUUGUGAAAAAGAAGGAAUGAAUUGCACUCCUGUUUCUAAAAUUCCAGAAAAAACUGAAGAUUUGAUUGACGAGAUGUAUGGAAUUAUUUAAGAAUGAAAAGAUGAGGAAGAAGAUGGGUAUUAAAAAGAUGUAUAAAAGUCCUUUUUAUUUUUUAAACACAACUCCAUUUUCUUAUACCAUUCAUAUUUAUCCCUCCAAAUCACUAAAAGAUACCAAAUACAAUGUAUUUUUUCUAUCAUUUUUUAAAAUCACUCUUAUUUAUCCCUCUAUUUAUCCCAACGUCUCUAAAAUAUGUAUUUUUCUAAAGUUUUCUCCUUUAUAUUUUUUAACCAUAAUCCCCUUUAUUUUAACACAAUCCCCCAUUAUUUAUCCCUUCUAUUUAUCCCAAUGUCCCUCAAAGAUACCAAAUACCAUGUAUUUUUUCUAA
Molecule: messenger RNA, 679 nt
Organism: Meloidogyne enterolobii
Lineage: Eukaryota; Metazoa; Nematoda; Chromadorea; Rhabditida; Meloidogynidae
Source: the annotation of a GenBank genome assembly